AAAAUUUUUAUUUACUUAUUAUUUUAAACAUGAAUUUUUCUUUUUAUUUAAAUUUCUUCGUGUUUUUUUUCCUAUUUACCGGUCUCUUGUUUGUAAAUGUAAAUACAAAAGACAUUAAAGAUAAAGAACCAAAGUUUCGUAUCGCAGAUGAAAAAAAUCACAUUGGAAAUCUUCGAGGAGUUAACGAUGAGAAUUUUCAAAGCAUAAUUACAGCAACAAAUUCAGAAGACAGACUGCAUAAAAAUGAAUUAAAGAAGAGAUCAGGUUUCAAUCACAGCUUACCCGAGCGUGAACAAGAACAUAUUGGCGAAAGAAGAAAAGAUAUACCUGUUUACAAAAAUAAAUCAUUUAGUGAUAUCAAUUCUUUUAGAUUACACGCUAAAAAAAAUGCGCGUAAGACUUUGAUUCCAAUGAAUCAAAGUGUAGCUUAUGAUACUGAAGAUAAUCAUGACGGUAUUUUACUCGAUACUGAUGAUGGUGUUGAUACUAUUCCAGAUACUAUAAGUGAGCCCGAUGAUAAAAAGGAAGAUAAUUAUGUUGAAGACGAUCACUUUGAUGAAGGCGUUCCACCUCAUUACGUUUCAAGAAGGUUCGAUGUUUAUCGUAAAACGCACAUGAACGGAUCCCCUCAUCGACACCAGCCCCAUCAUAAAGACCAUGGUUUUGUUUAUAGAAAAGGUAGUCAUAGUUUUCACUCAGGAUCAAAACGACAGUUCCUUCCCCAGUCAUGGAUACAAAACGGUGCAAAUUUUAACAGAGCUCCAGAUGAUAUGGAGAUUACACAUGCUAACCUGUUUAACAAUGUUCCUCAAGAAUAUGUUGAUGCUGACCCUGGAAAAGUUAACACGGCUGGUCCACGUGUACCCCCAGCAAACAUGGUAAAUUCUUUAGGAGAAAUAGUUGAUAUUCCUGACCAAUCAGUUAAUCCUAAUAGUGCAGCUAUUGAUGAACAAGCUGAUUCUCAACGUAAUGGUUAUUCGGUUAAAGAAAUACCGAACCAAUUAAUGAGUAGUCUUAAUCCAACGGAAUAUGCUCCAUACCAAGAUCAUGAAUUAGACCAUCAGUGGAUUGAUUAUAAACUACCUCAGCAUCAUAUUAAUCAUCACAGCCAUUUUUAUAAUCCAUGUUCACACCAUCCCUGUCUAAAUGGAGGAGAUUGUCAUUAUUCACAUGCUAGAAAAACUCAAUUCAAAUGUGUUUGCAAGAAAGGAUUUUCAGGAUAUUAUUGUGAAAAAUCAGUUUUGUCAUGUCACCCAAACCCCUGUCAACAUGGUGGCACAUGUACCAAAACAACAGAUGGCUAUUUUUGUACAUGCCCAAGUGAUUACAAAGGUCAUGAUUGUGAAACUCCUGUUGAAUGUCGUGCUGGUUUUUGUCAAAAUUCUGGGCUUUGUGUUGAAUUAGCAAAUGGGUUUAGCUGUCAAUGCCAGAAAGGGUUUAGUGGAAAAUAUUGCGAUGAAAAGCUUUCUCGAUGCAGUAGUCAACCCUGUAAAAAUGGAGGAGUUUGUAAAGAUAUUGAAGAAGAAAAUCGAUUUGAAUGUGUUUGCCUAAGCGGAUUUGGAUGUCCUGAUUGCAGCUGCCCUUCAGGAUCUGAGCAAGCAAAUAAAGCAUCAAUGAGCGCAUUAUGUCCUACAGGUUGGUGUAAAAAUGGAGGAACAUGUCUUUCAACAAAAACAGGUUUUACAUGCAAUUGUCCCACUGGAUAUCAUGGUUUAGAUUGUGCAAUUCCUGAUCUAUGCUCACCAAACCCUUGUGACAAUGGUGGAAUUUGCGUGCAAGAUGAAGAUGAAAAUUACAAGUGUAUUUGCCCUUAUGGUUUUAAAGGUGCUGAUUGUCAAACACCACUCUCUUGUCAAACCCACCCUUGUGCUAAUGGUGCUUCUUGUUCUGAAACUCUUGAUAGUUUUACUUGUAAGUGUAACCCAGGAUACAAAGGCAAAAAGUGUAAAGAAUUGAAUCCUUGUGCAAAGAAUCCGUGUCUCCACAAAUCUAUUUGUUUGGAAAAAGGUUCAUUGUAUAGUUGUCAAUGCCACAGUGGCUAUCGUGGAAAAGAUUGUCUUGAAAAAGAUCCAUGUGUACCAAAUCCAUGUGGUUCAAAUGGAAAAUGUCUAGAAAUAAGCAGUGUUAUAACAUGCAAUUGUAGUGUUGGAUGGAUGGGUGAAUCAUGUGACAUUUCUGAUCUAUGUCAAGAAAACAGGUGUUUAAAUGGUGGUACCUGUGUUCACUCAACUGAUCAAUUUAAAUGUCUUUGCCCUGAAAACUUUCAUGGUGAUAGAUGUGAACAUGAAACACCAUGUCACAUGAAUCCUUGUAUGAAUUCUGGAGUUUGUGAAGCAGUUGGGUCAACAUUUGUGUGUCGUUGCGGAAGUGGUUUUCAUGGCUCAAAAUGUCAUUUAACAAGCCAUUGCUAUCCAAACCCAUGCCACAAUGGUGGUAAAUGCUUUGAGAGUGAGGAGAGCUACAUAUGUGAAUGUCCUCAUGGUUAUAGUGGAAAGUUUUGCGAAGAACAAAAUUUUUGUUCAUCAAAUCCAUGUAUGAAUGGAGGGCGUUGUAUAGAAGAAAAUGAAUCUUUUCUUUGUCGAUGUUUAGAAGGAUUUUUUGGGCAUUUAUGUGAAGAAAACGUAUGUGAUCAUAACCCUUGUCUAAAUGGUGGUCGUUGUAUUCCAGCUAAUAAUCCACUUGGCUUUCUUUGUGAAUGCAUUUUUCCAUAUCAUGGUCAUCAUUGUGCUGAUACAGAUCCUUGUGUACCAAAUCCUUGUGCAAAUGGCGGCACUUGUCAAAGCCAUUUACCACGUUUUAAUGAUGUAAAUGAUAGAACUGUGAAUGUAGUUUCAGUAGUAGAGCCUGUUUUUAACUCAAGCAUUUUUAAUGAAAGAAAUGAACAAGGUCAAGCAGAUCUCAAUGCAAGACGUGCUGUUUCACACUUUCAUUUUAAAGACGAUGACAAGAAAGAUUCAGAUGACGAAGAUGACACAGAACUACAUCAUAAUCUACCUCGCAAUAGCCAACAAAUUUCAUUAUUUACAUCUGAAAAGCAGAUGGAGGAUUCUGAUUACGAUUUUAAUGCUAAAGGAGAUUUCAAGUCUGACGACAGUAAAAUGAAUAUGGAUAUUGAAAAGCGAACAAUUGGACUUUCUUCUAAUAAAAAGUAUCUAUAUGGAACACUUAACCAAUCUGAAAGGAUUCGUCGUAAUCAGCAUUCACCUCGCUUAUUACAUAAUUUAUUCAAACGUUAUGAUAUUUCUCGCAAUCCAAAGUUAGCAUUGCAACUGAAGAAAGUUCCGAAAAUACUUUUCACUAUUAAAAAUGCAACAACCUCCACUAUUAUAAAACGAUCGUUACAUGACCUAUAUGUUUGUCAGUGUAUUGGAGGAUACCUUGGAGCCCAUUGUCAGCAUAUGAAUCCAUGUCGGUUGUUGCCAUGCAAUAACAAUGGAACAUGUAUUCCUAAAGGAGAUCGCUAUCAGUGUCAUUGCAUCUCUGGGUAUGGAGGUUUGAAUUGUGAUGAUCCUCAUCCUUGUGAACCUAAUCCCUGUAACCAUGGCGGCAAGUGUAGCUUAAAAAAGUCUAUUCAUGGCUAUGAAUGUGAAUGUCCGUCUGGCUGGAAAGGAUUUAAUUGUGAAAUAAAAGACAGAUGUUCAUUGAGUACAAAUCCUUGCAUGCAUGGAGGGCAAUGCAUUGGAAUGGAUGAUCAUAUAGAAUGCAAGUGCAGAGCACGCUUUGAAGGACCACUUUGUGAAGUUGACAAAUGUGCAGAUUGUCACCAAUAUGCCUUUUGUCGACAUGGUCAUUGUGUUUGCAAGCCUGGUUUUGUUGGAAAUGGUUUUAAGUGCAAUGCUAUGGGAAACACUUGUCAACCAAACCCAUGUGAUAAUGGAGGUGUAUGUAAAUCAGGACAGGAUGGAAAAAUAUUUUCUUGUGAAUGCAAAGUUGGUUACGUAGGAAGCAGAUGUGAAUAUCCUAAUCCUUGUUCUGAAACGCCAUGUUUACACAAUGGUCUUUGUAUUGAUGAAUCAAACAAAAAAGAAAGAGGAGUGUCUAUUACUGGAAUCCGUGACUUCAAAUGUUUUUGCAUGCAAGGAUAUCGUGGAAAAUUUUGUGAAGAAAUUGAUCUUGCUGCAUGUAGCUCUUCUCCAUGUAUGAAUAAUGGAACAUGUUUUGAUUCUUCCAGUGAAAGUCAUAAGCUGCAUCUUAAACAUCCAGAUGAUUAUGAAUGUUUUUGUACAAGAGGGUAUGCUGGAAAAAAUUGUGAAAUUAAACGUUUUCCAUGUGAAUUACAUCCUUGUGAGAAUCAAGGGACAUGCUUAGAUUCAGAUAAUCUUCCCUUUGUAAGCUUUGAUGCUCAUGGAUAUAAAUGUAAUUGCAGUAAAGGAUAUAAAGGACGGAAUUGUGAAAUUUCCAUUAAAACACGUGGACCAUGUUAUUAUUCACCUUGUUUACAAGGUGGCCGUUGUGUUGAUUUUAUGAACAAUAAUGAUCCUGAUCUUCACAUUAUUGAUGAACAGGAAUUCAAAUGUUAUUGCAAGCCUCAAUUUAGUGGAAAAGUUUGUGAAGUUCCUUAUCCUGCGUGCUCAUCUUUUCCAUGUUAUCACAAUAGCACUUGUGUUGAUGGAACAAUAGAUCCAACUGCUAAUUUUGAUGAUACUGGUUAUCUUUGCAAAUGUACAUCUGGUUACGAUGGCAAAAAUUGUGAACGUCAAUACACUUCUCUGAGUUUAGCGGAUAUCGGUCAAGCAGAUUCCCCGUCAGAAUUUUUGUCGCAAAACCAAGCUGGUGCAAAGCAUGAGAACUCGAUAACAGGUUUUAAAGGAGACAAAGCGGUUUUAAAUGAACGUAAUGUUUUUUUGAAAACUAGAGACUCGCAAGACUUGAAAAAUGAGUUUUAUAAAAACCAAAAACAAGAACUAACUUCUGCAAGCAAUAAUGCUGGCCAAAGUAUUUCUCAACACCCAUCGUUGACUCAGUUAUCUAAAACAUCUAAAGAUGCAAUAAAUAAAGUUAAAUAUUUAAAUUUGUAUAAUGAGCGAGGCAAUCCUUUGCUCAACCCUGCUCCAACAUCUCCGUUAGUACUUAAAAAAGAAGUCCUUCAUUAUCCUGAUACUAAUGAAGAUAAUGUUUUACACGAGCAUAAUUCGGUUGAGAGAGUAGGUAAACAUAUGACGGGCUCAGUACGAACUUUUGAAAGAGCGGCUACACCUUAUGACGAUUCAACUAAAUUAGCGACUCGCGGUCUCACGGCUUCUUCAUGGCCAGUUCUAUAUAAUGAUUGGUGGAAUAAUGAAACUAAAAAAUGAGUUCAUUAAACAGCUUUUGAAACGAUUGACUGCUUUUAGUAUUUUAAAUCUGUUAAUACGGUUAUACAUACAAAAUGAAAAGCGUCCGGUGUUUAUUUUUAUUAUAAUUUGUAUUUAAAAAUUUUUAAAAAUUGGUAUUUGUGAUUUUAAGAAAGUUUAGCUGUAAAAUGUUUGUAAUAAUUUAUAAAUAUUUGUAAGCAUGUAUGUUAACUUGUAAAAUAUUUCUCUUAAGACUAUCAAAACUAUGGAUUUA
Molecule: messenger RNA, 5547 nt
Organism: Hydra vulgaris (swiftwater hydra)
Lineage: Eukaryota; Metazoa; Cnidaria; Hydrozoa; Anthoathecata; Hydridae
Product: fibrillin-1
Molecular function (GO): calcium ion binding
Source: RefSeq, a predicted model, not a curated record